This is a messenger RNA of Plasmodium cynomolgi strain B, 1380 nucleotides long. Its product is annotated as transporter. The record is from RefSeq and is a predicted model, not a curated record. Gene Ontology annotation, biological process: transmembrane transport. The coding region runs from base 1 to 1380 and encodes 459 amino acids. Gene Ontology annotation, molecular function: transmembrane transporter activity. The transcript has 2 exons. NCBI's taxonomy places the organism in Eukaryota, Apicomplexa, Aconoidasida, Haemosporida, Plasmodiidae.
AUGAAAAAGGACGACCACUCACAAACGCUGUCAAAAUGUAAAGUCAUUCUAGGCGGGUUCUUGAUACACUGCACGCUGGGCAGCAUCUACUGCUUCUCCAACAUCAGCAUUUACGUCAUCUCCUACAUGAAGAUCAUUGGUUGCUCCAAUGUAAAGUACAAGGAUAGUAGCUGGGUAUAUGUGCUUACUCUAAUUUUUCAGUGUUUUUUUGGAUUUUUCGGAGGAAUGUUGAAUCAGCAUUUGGGUCCCCAGAUUAGCGUGUUGCUUGGGGGGUGGCUGAUGUGCCUGGGGAUCCUGCUGUCCUAUUUCACUGUGUUCAAUUUUUACCUGUUUUUGAUGACCUAUGGGAUUUUGUGCGGCAUUGGAUGCGGCAUUGCCUACCCGAUUCCGCUCUCCGUGGCGGUGAAGAGGCACUACGACUACAAGGGAGUGAUCAGUGGAAUAAUCUUCGUGGGGAGAGGUAUGGCGGUUUUCCUCAUAUGUCCCCUUCAGAAUUAUUUUAUAAACAGAUACAACUACAUGCCAGAUUACACCCCAGAGUUGGAUCAUACAGACGACAAAUAUUUCAGCAAUUUGGAGAUCCUUAACAGGGUUCCCUAUUUAUUCAUUUAUGAAGGGAUCUUUUUUGCAAUCAUUCAGUUUAUAGGUGCAUGUUUGAUAGCGGACUCUGGAGAAACAACAUCAAACGAGUUUCUACCUUUCAAUGAUAAAAGUAGCAAAGUGUUAUAUCUAGACCAUAGGGGAUAUGCAAAUAAAAGUCCCAAAGGAAUAUGUAGCUCAUUUAGGACUCUCUCGAAUACAUCAAAUUUUUCACUCAAAGAAUCCACCAGUACAUUUAUCAAUCGUGAUUUUGUCUUAAUAUGGUUAAUGGUCUUCUUUAAUUGGCAAGCUAUUUCGUAUACUCAGGUUUUUUGGAAAAUAUUUGGAUUAAAUUACCUAAGUAUUGAUGAUAGAUCUUUGUCUUUCCUCGGAGCUGUAUCUUCUUUGUUCAAUAUCAUGGGUAGAAUUUUUUGGGGAUUCAUAAGUGACUUAACGAGCUUUAAAACGGCACUGAUACUGAUGAGUAUGUUAAUGAGUUUCCUAACAGUUACUUUAACGCUGUCAGGUUUAUAUGGCAAGGUUACUUACUGCAUUUGGGUAUGUCUUAUAUUUUUUUGUCAUGCUGGGACUUUUUCUAUUUUCCCUUCCAUCACUGCACAUACCUUUGGCACUCGUAACUUCGGACCUAUCUUUGGUCUCCUCUUUACUGCUAGGGCCUUCUCCAGUAUCAUCAAUGCCAUGUUGGCUGCCGUCAUUUUGAACAACGUUGGGAAUAUCGCUAUGUGUGCACUCGUCUCUAUUUCAUCCUUUGUCAGCAUCAUGUUGGCGCUGGCUUUUUAG